Molecule: messenger RNA, 1326 nt
Organism: Kluyveromyces marxianus DMKU3-1042
Lineage: Eukaryota; Fungi; Ascomycota; Saccharomycetes; Saccharomycetales; Saccharomycetaceae
Gene: PRP45
Product: mRNA splicing protein PRP45
Exons: 1
Coding region: 1-1326 (441 amino acids)
Biological process (GO): mRNA splicing, via spliceosome
Cellular component (GO): spliceosomal complex
Source: RefSeq, a predicted model, not a curated record
AUGAAUGUUCCAAGGUCUCAAGACAUGCUAUCUAAGCCCUUCAGCUCGCUUUUACCGCCCCCAAAGCAUGUUGAUACAGAAAAGAAAUCUUUAACGGUUAAUGGUUCCAACAAAUCGAAGAAAGACACCGUGAUAUUAGACUCUUUGCGGCCCGAAAACUUACCCGUUGCAUCAAUUUCAGACUUCGUACCACUCAGACAGCGUGAUUUGUCGCUUGAAAUACCGCUGCCGACCGUCGAUGAAAUAAAGAGAACAUAUAAUAGAACGAAAGUAGUUUUGGAUAAACUAAUAAGAAAGAAGCUAAACCCCCAAUUGGUAAAAACCACUGCUAGUCAUAACAAUUCUCGGGAGGAGGUAAUUAGCUCAUUAAAUAGCUCGAGUGGAAAACGGGAAGUUAAAAUUAUAGAACAUAGAAAGGAUCCAUUACAACCUGUAACCCAUAGGAAAAGGAAGGUGGUAGCUCCAAAUGAAGAAAUACAGGCCCCAAUCUUACACAAGACUGAUGAUUCCACUACGAAACCUACUAAAGAAGAUGUAGAUAAAUGGCGUAUACCAUCAGCUAUAUCCAACUGGAAAAAUCCUAAAGGGUUUGCUAUUUCGUUGGAAAAUAGGGUCACUAUAGAAUCAAAAGGAGACGAACAAGCGUCUACUGCUAACGAGAAGCUACUUCAACUCUCUGAGGCAUUAGAUGAAGCUGAAAAACAGGCUAGAGAAAACAUAAAUCUAAAACAAGAAGCGAAAAAAGAACUGGAAGAACAGGAGCUUUUAAGGAAAGAACAGUUAUUACAGAAUUUGGCCGAACGCGCCAGACAAAGUCACAGAGAGGACCAUCGUAGACAAUAUGAGAAUGAGGACCAUUACAUAAGAGAAAGAGAGAGGUCAGAACGUAUAAGAGCUAAACGUGACGAAGAACGGUCAAGUAGAAUGAGUACUGCUGAAAAAUUAAGACGUCUAGCUCAUCAACAAGGAAGAGAUGUUUCUGAAAAGGUUGUUUUAAAUGCUGCCAAAGCCACCAAAGUAUCGGAUGUUCAGUAUGACUCUCGUUUGUUUACUAAAGCGGCAACCAGUUCUGUGAGCUCGACACAUCAGACGUAUGACAGUCCUUUGUUUAGCGCAACCCAAAUUGAUAAUAUAUAUAGACCGCCGGCCGGUUCCAACGAAGAGACUUCUGACAUUGUUGAUAGAAUAACAAACAAGAGAGGGAGAACUGGCCCGGUGGAAUUCAGCUCUGCUGAUGACAGUAAGGCACCAGAGGCAGAAGCAGACGACGAAGAACAAAUUAAAGAAUAUGGACUUCAUUUACGGAAGAAGCCCCACAAUAACUAA